UAUUUUAGUUUUAUUUGAUAUUGCUAGCUCAACGCACGUGCGGUUCCAUUAACGCUAAAAAUAAAAUAAAUAAGUAAAAAAUUGUGCUUUUAUGCAACUGCAUAAACAUGGUUGAAACAGCUACCACAACAACAAUCACGCGGACCACAUCGACUGCAGCGCCCAGCUCGAAUGUUGCUCCAUCGGCCACGCCCUCGCCCACUGCGGCACAGGCGCAGCGCAACGAUGAGCGAACGCGUCUCGGUUACAACUUGCAAAUUAUCGUUUUCCUAUGCCUGCUGCCGUUCGUUCUGCUUGCCGUGUUCCUUAAGCACCUGCUGGACUAUCUGUUCGCCUUGGGCUUGAAGGAGAAGGAUGUUAGCGGCAAGGUGGCAUUGGUAACAGGUGGUGGCAGUGGCUUGGGUCGUGAAAUUUGUCUGGAGCUGGCCAGAAGAGGCUGCAAAGUAGCUGUCGUUGAUGUCAACUCGAAAGGCUGCUACGAGACAGUGGAGCUGCUAUCGAAAAUUCCGCGCUGCAUGGCCAAGGCAUAUAAGAAUGAUGUUUCAUCGCCACGCGAACUGCAACUGAUGGCAGUUAAGGUUGAGAAAGAACUGGGACCCGUCGAAAUUCUCGUUAACAAUGCUUCGCUUAUGCCAAUGACAUCGACGCCGAAUCUGAAAAGCGAUGAGAUUGACACUAUUCUGCAGCUUAACCUGGGCUCCUAUAUUAUGACAACAAAAGAAUUUUUACCAAAGAUGAUAACACGAAAAUCUGGACACUUGGUGGCAGUCAAUGCAUUGGCAGGACUCAUUUCACUGCCCGGCGCUGGCAUCUAUACAGCAACAAAAUAUGGCAUCAUUGGCUUUAUGGAAGCCCUAAGAGCCGAGCUGCGUCUAUCCGAUUGUGACUACGUUCGCACAACUGUGGCCAAUACCUAUUUGAUGAAGACCAGCGGCGAUUUGCCGUUGCUAAGCGAUGCAGGCAUCUCAAAAAGUUAUCCCGGCCUGUCGACUCCUUAUGUAGCUGAGAAAAUUGUUAAAGGCGUCUUACUGAACGAGCGCAUGGUCUAUGUGCCCAAGAUAUUUGCACUCAGUGUUUGGCUAUUCAGAUUAUUGCCAACCAAAUGGCAGGAUUUUAUGCUUUUGCGUUUCUAUAACUUUGAUGUGCGCAGUUCACAUUUGUUUUAUUGGAAGUGAGAGAG
Messenger RNA from Drosophila hydei, 1180 nucleotides. RefSeq names its product short-chain dehydrogenase/reductase family 16C member 6. The record is from RefSeq and is a predicted model, not a curated record. Bases 108 to 1175 code for a protein of 355 amino acids. Gene Ontology annotation, cellular component: lipid droplet. NCBI's taxonomy places the organism in Eukaryota, Metazoa, Arthropoda, Insecta, Diptera, Drosophilidae. Gene Ontology annotation, molecular function: oxidoreductase activity, acting on the CH-OH group of donors, NAD or NADP as acceptor. The transcript has 7 exons.